This is a messenger RNA of Xenia sp. Carnegie-2017, 1509 nucleotides long. RefSeq names its product serine-threonine kinase receptor-associated protein-like. Gene Ontology annotation, molecular function: RNA binding; protein binding. Gene Ontology annotation, biological process: spliceosomal snRNP assembly. The transcript is spliced from 8 exons. Lineage: Eukaryota; Metazoa; Cnidaria; Anthozoa; Malacalcyonacea; Xeniidae. Gene Ontology annotation, cellular component: SMN complex. Bases 93 to 1052 code for a protein of 319 amino acids. The record is from RefSeq and is a predicted model, not a curated record.
GUGGCAGUGGCAGUGAUAAAUUUCUAAAGCACAACCGUGUGCAUUUCCUAAAUCCCCUUUUCCAUUUCAGUACUGUUUUAUCUAGGUUUAUAAUGACACGACAGCUUUCAUUGACUUGUAGUGGACACACAAGACCUGUCGUUCAUCUCUCGUUCUCAGACAACACAUCGUACGGCUACUUUCUUAUAAGUGCUUGUAAAGAUGGAAAACCUAUGUUACGUCAAGGUGAAACAGGUGACUGGAUUGGUACAUUUGAGGGGCACAAAGGUGCAGUUUGGGAAGCCACUUUGAACAAUGACGCAAGUAAAGCUGCUACUGCUGGAGCUGAUUUUACUGCGAAAGUAUGGAAUGCAAUUAGUGGAGAGGAAUUAGUGACUCUUCAACACAAACACAUAGUGAAAACUGUGGAUUUCUCUGAGGAUUCUACACAGCUUUUAACUGGAAGCAAUGAAAAGGUCUUGAGACUUUUUGACCUCAAUAAUACAAAUUCAGAUCCAGAUUUUUUACAUGGUCACAAAGGAAACAUAAAAUCGGCCGUAUUACAUUCUAGCGAGCAAAAAAUAUUUAGUGGAGGUGAUGAUAAAAUAAUGAGGUUUUGGGAUGUGCGGACGAUGAAGGAGUUCAAGACCUUAGAAACUGGACAUAGUGUGUCAAGUAUGGAGAUCAGUAGAGAUGGUAGUAUUUUAGUGGUGACCUAUGGCAACGAAGUGUCCUUUUGGAACACUAGCAGUUGCGAGAAAAUAAAGUCAUUCGAAUGUCCAUGUGAUAUGUACUCUGCAUCUCUUCAUCCGGACAAAUCGUGUUUUGUAGCAGGAGGAGAAGACUUUAGGCUGUUUAAGUUUGAUUACGAAACUGGUAAAGAGUUAGAAUCAUACAAAGGUCAUUUUGGUCCAGUCCACUGCGUUCGUUUCUCGCCAGACGGAGAGCUGUAUGCCUCGGGUUCUGAGGACGGAACACUAAGACUGUGGCAAAACACUGUGGGGAAAACAUACGGUUUGUGGAAAUCUUUAAAUGCAGAAGAGCGUAAUGGGAACGAGAACGGAAAAGUAUGAUCAUAGUGUGUUGUCCAUAUAUGGUAAUGUUUGUGAAGGUCAGUCAGCCGCAGGCGGAACUAAGAAUGGUUCAACUGUAAAAUUGGUUCCAUUUUUACAUGUCAUCGGUGACUUUUAAACCUGUGAUCUAUGGGACGAAUUUUAGGCUCGACUGAUGCCUAAAUUUCGCACGUCUUUUUUUAAACCUCGGACGUUUUAUUUUUUACUGGAGUGUAAUGCAGAAAAUGUUUGUCGAACAGGUUGAAAUAUUUUCAACUACAAAGCAUGUCUAGAUUUUCAACUACAAAGCAUGUAUAGUCACAUCUCGUCUCAUACAGUAGCGAAAACAAUUGAAAGGACGAAGCAUUCGUAGUUGCGCCAUUCUAUAAUUAAGGCGACCUUACAUCGCGUAGUAGUUGAGCAAAUUAAUUAUCGAUAAUUUUGAAAGUUGAAUUUUAUUAAAAUCUACUACAUGAUA